Molecule: messenger RNA, 1823 nt
Organism: Eptesicus fuscus (big brown bat)
Lineage: Eukaryota; Metazoa; Chordata; Mammalia; Chiroptera; Vespertilionidae
Gene: TSFM
Product: Ts translation elongation factor, mitochondrial
Exons: 6
Coding region: 57-1082 (341 amino acids)
Biological process (GO): mitochondrial translational elongation
Cellular component (GO): mitochondrial matrix
Molecular function (GO): protein binding; translation elongation factor activity
Source: RefSeq, a predicted model, not a curated record
AGGCCCGUGGCCUCAUCAGUGCGCCGGGCCCGCAGCAGCGUGCGGCGGCCGGAGAGAUGUCGCUGCCGCGGUCACUGCGUCUCUGUCUGGUCGCGCGGACCGGGAGCUGCCCGGUGAGGGGUCUUGGCCCCCGCACCGACCUGCUUUCCUUGCAGGUCUCCCGGGCGGGGCCCCUUCCGCUUCAGUCGCCUCAGCCAUGGCACACCUUUCACGCGGGGCACGGGCUGUCCUCGGCCUCCAGCAAGGAGCUCCUCGUGAAGUUGCGGCGAAAAACGGGCUAUUCUUUUGUGAACUGCAAGAAAGCUCUGGAGACUUGUGGCGGGGACCUCAAACAGGCGGAGAGCUGGCUUCAUGAGAAGGCCCAGAAGGAGGGCUGGAGCAAAGCUGCCAAGCUCCAUGGGAGGAAGACAAAAGAAGGUCUGAUUGGGCUGCUGCAGGAAGGGAACUCCACGGUGUUAGUUGAGGUAAACUGUGAGACAGAUUUUGUUGCAAGAAAUCUAAAAUUUCAACAAUUGGUCCAGCAAGUAGCCCUUGGAACCAUGUUGCAUUGUCAGAGCCUAAAGGACCAAGUUUCCACUUACAGUAAAGGCUUCUUGAAUUCCUCUGAGCUCUCUGAACUUCCCUUUGGGCCUGAGAGGAAAGGCUCUCUCAAGGACCAGCUGGCCUUAGCAAUUGGGAAACUGGGAGAAAACAUGACUCUUAAACGAGCUGCAUGGGUGAAGGUGCCAAAUGGGUUCUAUGUUGGCUCUUAUGUCCAUGGAACAAUGCACAGUCCCUCACUCCACAACCUGGUGCUGGGGAAGUACGGGGCCCUGGUCAUCUGCGAGAUAUCUGAGUGGAAAGCAAACCUUGAAGAACUUGGCCGCCGCCUUGGGCAGCAUGUGGUAGGCAUGGCCCCUCUCUCUGUUGGCUCCCUGGACGAUGAGCCUGGGGGAGAGACAGAAACUAAGAUGCUGUCGCAGCCAUACUUGCUGGAUCCGUCUAUCACAUUGGGACAGUAUGUGCAGCCCCAGGGAGUGUCUGUGGUAGACUUUGUGCGGUUUGAAUGUGGAGAAGAGGGGGAGGCGGCAGAGGCUGAAUAGGUUCCAGAGACUUUAGGCCCAGGAGGAAACAUUUGUUCUUAGUUCUGGGCUUUAUUACAAAAAGCAGUUAUUUCCUAAGCCUCAUCAAACCCAGGAUUUGUUUUUCUUUUGAGUUUAUAAUGAAAUUAUACAUCAUGAAUAAAGUUAUUAAAUAAAAUUGUUACAUAAUAAAGAGAGUAGAAUCUUUUCCUUGUUUGCAUAAUGCUGGGUUCAGCUUUUGUGUGUCUUAGUAAACAACAGUGGGCCUUAUUGAAGUGACUGACAGUCUCUGGGAAAAGAGUCAUCCACAUGUUCCCUUCUUCAUAGAUUUAUAAUGGUGUCCCUAACACUUCUAACUCAUUCUAUCUUACUUCUUCUGUGACAUGGAAGCCUCUUGUGAUGCUUUGGACUACGCCUCCAUCCCGGAACUUCCCAGUUACAUUGCUCCUGCCACAUGGGUUCUUUUGGAAUUGUUGACUCAAACCUAGAGUUGUCUGGAAAUGUGGUUCAUUUGUUGAUGUCUGUAGUGUGCUUUGAAGGCUCUCUGUGGUGGUAUUCACACUGGUUCUGGCCUCAUUACUGAAAUUAAUAACACAUGACCCUAGUUUUCUCUUGGAUAAUGGGGUUUCCUGGACAGCUGUAAGGCAGAUUUUGGCAUUCUUGUGCCCAAAACAGCAAUUACAGUGGUCCAGUGAUCUAGGGAGCUCACCCAACAGUGCCUCUUUACUCUCCUCGUUCUGAGACACUUCUCCCAGCAGUACG